Messenger RNA from Carcharodon carcharias (great white shark), 3507 nucleotides. RefSeq names its product inositol 1,4,5-trisphosphate receptor-interacting protein-like. Lineage: Eukaryota; Metazoa; Chordata; Chondrichthyes; Lamniformes; Lamnidae. The record is from RefSeq and is a predicted model, not a curated record. The transcript is spliced from 2 exons. Gene Ontology annotation, cellular component: membrane. Bases 308 to 1924 code for a protein of 538 amino acids.
AACCCGGAAGACGGCGGCCACUCACAUUCCACUGCGGACUACCGGUGUAAGGAGGGAGACCCCAGCUGCGCUGCCUGGCCCUCGCUGUUGGUGCUGGGGGAGGUUAAGCCGGCAUCCCUGAGCUGCUUGGGGAGCCAACCUGGCCUGGCGAGUGGCGUCACAGGGGAAGGUAUUGUCCUGCCUCAGCGGUAUGAGCACAGGGAGAGGAGGCGCUUCCUAGACAUGGCAGCCUAAACUAAGCAGCGCCGCCAGUGCAGCGAGGCCCCAGCACCAUGUGAAGAGGGCUAAGGGGCCAGAAGUGAACAGGAUGCCAGCAGUAAUAGGGCUUUUCAGCGUGUGCCUCCUGGUGAUCACGGGAAGUUUGUACCAUCCCCGCCUCCUGAGUGAUGAAGUUGAGAGUGAAGAGGUCCAGUCAAGGAUGAAGGAGCAGGAGGACAAGUAUAAGCUGGAGAUGGAACGGCUCCAGAAAGAAGUGGAUGAGAAGAAUAAUCCUGAGCAGGAAAUGAAAGUCAAAACAUUUGCAAAAGCAGAAAACUCAACACAGAUAGAUUGGAACACCUGGAAUAUUCUCCUGAUGGUCACAAUUCUGUUCUUGGAACUGUGGAGACAGGACACGUGGCCACAUACACCACAGGACUCUCACAGUGAGGAAGAGGAGGAAGGGGAGAAGGAAAACGAAUUUCCUCAAAGAAUUUAUAGCAACAUUUUGAAUAUUCCUGACAAAUCUGUACUGGAUCAAUUUUAUAAUACAUGUAUUCAGAAUGUAAGUCAAGAGCCAAUGCAGACGUGUGAAUUUGUAGAAAGUUUUGUGGACAACCUCUUGGAAGCCUGUAGGAAUAUUUGCCAAUGGGAUUCUGAGCUGAUCCUUGAAGACUGUGUAGGCAUUGGUAGUCAGUUUGAGAAAUGGGGCUGUAAGACGCCCUCAGUGUAUGAUAUUUUGGUUCCAAUUUUUCUUCAAGAUGGAUAUUCCUUUAAACCAGAGAUCUGCUGUUGUGAUCUCCCACCUGAUAAGCAAAGUUACGGCCGGAUUGUUAUGGUAACACCAGGCAGUGCUGACUUGGGCUGCCUAUGUAAAAGUACUGAACUUGAAGGAGAUGUUCUUUGUCUUAUUCACAGUAAAAGGUUUGAAGCUGAUGUUCGUGCCAAUUGCCUGGCUUCCAUCGUGUGUUCUGAGUGGUAUUUGGACUACAAGAAAGUACUGAAAUGGUUCCGGGUUGCACUAGCAAAAUCCUGGAACAAAGUUUGUCAUAAGUAUGAUUUUGAUCUUUCCUUCCACAAUAUUACUGGUUGCUGUGGUUUAAAAGUCCAGUAUCAGUCGGGACGAAACAUCUACAUUAAAGCCUUCCCUGCUGUGAGGCUGAAGGAUUCAGACGUCUAUCUCGUAUCCAGCUUUCCUGAUUACACCAAGAAUACAGUGCCGUCCACCACCUACUGGCACAUAUCCUGUGCUGUCUGCGAGUACAGAUUUCUGAAAAUCAUGGCAAAAAGCGUUCCCAAAAACAGUUGUCACCUCAAGUGCCUUCAAAUAUUGACCUUUCUAACUGAAAAGCUCCAUAGCUCUCCAGACCAGCGGAACAUUCUUGGGUCCUACUUUUUUAAGACUGUCCUUAUGCAUCUGUUGUUAAGUCAGCCAUAUUCAAACUGGCAUGAGUGUCACCUGGAACAUAGGCUCAGAGACAUUUUGAAGUAUCUUGGAAAAUGCUUGGAUGAGAAACGGCUUUACCGAUUUAUGAUUGGAAAUCAGACUUUUCCAAAGCAAAUGGGAAUUCCAGAAAUGCUUCUGUACGCAGAGCCCAUAAACCUCUUCCGGUCCUUUGUAACACAGCGUGACUCUUACGGUCAGGCACUUAUGGAAUAUCAGAAAAUAUUAAGAGACAUGGGUCCUUUAAUGAUGGAAUGCAUUAAAGAUAGUACAGUCAGCUGACUGAAAACAGAGCAGUUGCUCCUAGGUUGGGAGCAGAAUUAUUUAACAGAUAUGUAAUAUUUACAGUUUCAUUAAUAGUACAUUUUAGAUGUGUUUUUACAUGCUAUUUGUUUCUCUUCUUUAAUACAUGGUCAUAUUUUUGAUGCUAUUUUAUUGUCACACAUUUUCCUCACGGAAACAUGGGUUUGUGUUUCUUGAUAGAUUGAGUCUUCACUUUCACCUUCUGCCCUCACAAUGCAUUCAGAAUACCUAUUUGAACAUCUUGAAGUUGCAAAGCUGUUAAAAGUCGCUGUACACUGAGGAUUUCCACAAUUGCUCAGAUGUCCGCUUGUGAGUCACCCUCCCGGUUCAAAAUGUAAUGGUGGACACCUGAACUGACCUCAUUGUUCCAAAUGGGAUGAGCAGGCAGUGAGCAGUCCAGUCAUUCCUAAAUAAUUUGCCAAGGGGUAAAUCUAGUCAGUCCCAGUUAUUUUGUUGCAGUGCCUUGGUGCAAAGGUGGAUAUUGCCAAAAUUUAAACCAAACCAAGCUGAGCAAAAAUAACAAUCCAGACUUACUCACUGCCAUGCAGAGAUACUGAUGCAGUGAUUAAGAGUUCAUCAGGAAUGUACUGUUUUUAAGAAAAAGGCUGAUCCUCCCACGAUUAAAUAGAUCAAGUCCUUUGGGAUGCUGGGUUGUCAUUCUCAUAAUUUAUACACAAGUCAUGAAACAUCACUGCAAAGAUUUGAACUAGAAACUGAUCUUUAUAUUCCCAAUGGGGAAGACUUAAGGAAGCUGCUGAUAUUUGUAGAGCUUGACUUUUUUCUCACUGGAUUUCUACAUUUCUGCUGGUAUUUCUAAAUCACAGGGAUAGGGUGCAAUCUGUAAUAACAGUGACAUGUGGGCAAGAACACAGUGAGGAUUUUAAAAUGUGCUCUUCAACUGGAUGUUUUUCCCUUCUUGAGGAUCCAGUGGAUGUGCAUCCUGUUGGAUGCUGGUGAGUUGAGCUCUUGGAGAUGCACUGCUACUCAUUUGUAGGAAUGGAGGUGGGCAGGCCUAAACUUGAAACCUAAGACCACCCAGGGAUAGAACAAUUCUCCAUAUUUCAGGCAUAUUUCCUAUAUUCUAUAUUUCCCAACCUCUCAUUCCUGAACAAAUUUUAAAAAGUUGUACUGUUCACCACUGAUCCCUCUUACCUCCAGCCUGCUGUCAUCUUUCUUCUCCCCAUUUUGUUUACAUAAUCAGUCGACACUCCUUCUGAAUGUGCUUUUGUUCUAACUACAACACCCUAUUCCUUGUUUCCUCACCACAUUGAAAUGAAAAUUCAUCCCAAUCUGUCAGGCUAACUCGGAAUUUUCUAAAAUCUUAAAAAACUGGAUUUCUUUUCACUUUUCUAUUCUUUUUACAAUUUAACAAUUUUGGAAAUAAAUUCAUUACCAUUUUUGUUACUCUUUUCAACUUGAUACUUUGUGUUAGUGGCCUUGGGCAUUCAUCCAUGGUCAUUUUUAAAACAUGCAGUGUUUGAGUGUAAUAUGUAUAAUAGGGUGUUUUCUAUUCUAUUGUACAUUCUUGUUUUACAAUGAAUAAACAUAUAUUUUCAAACAGA